Molecule: messenger RNA, 6688 nt
Organism: Phacochoerus africanus (Common warthog)
Lineage: Eukaryota; Metazoa; Chordata; Mammalia; Artiodactyla; Suidae
Gene: CCDC186
Product: coiled-coil domain containing 186
Exons: 16
Coding region: 227-2953 (908 amino acids)
Biological process (GO): vesicle cytoskeletal trafficking
Cellular component (GO): trans-Golgi network
Molecular function (GO): small GTPase binding
Source: RefSeq, a predicted model, not a curated record
UCUUUGUUGAUGUGUCAGCUCCGCGGGGGCUUGGGGAAGGCGCGGCAGAGGUAACGUGGUCUCGGCUCUGUCCCCACCCCUGUCGCCCCCCCCACUUCCUGGUCUGCGGGACCCCGCUAUGGAGAAGUUGGUCCCAGAGCCGGAGCUCCAGCAGUCUUGUUAGGGGUGUGGCCUGAAGCUCGGAGAAGUGGGAUGUAAAACGAAGACCAGGAACUGAUUUGAAGAAAUGCAGAGUGAAUUGUUGCCAGUCAGCAUGUCAGAGACAGAGCACAUAGCCUCCAUUUCCUCUGAUCAAAAUAUUGAGAAAACACCUGAAAUAAAGGAAGACUCAUGCAACUCGUUUUCUGGUGACGAAAACAGCAGCUUAGGAAAUGAGUCCAAACUAUUGUCAUUAAACUUUGAUAAAACUUUAUGGCAGCCUAAGGAACUCAAUAAUCAAAAUGAAGCACAGGAAAAUUCUAUUCCAGAUCAUCGUGCAGGUGAGGAUUCUUGUGCUAAAACAGACACAUGCUCAGAAAAUUCUGAACAAAUAGCUAAUUUUCCUGGUGGAGAUUUGACAAAGCAAGUUUUGAAAGCAAAUGAAACAGAACAAACAGUGACCCAAAUAUUGGCGGAAUUAAGGUCAUCUACACUAACAGAAGCAGCUAAUCAGAAGACUUAUUCCGAAAGUCCUUAUGAUACAGACUGCACCAAGAAACUUAUUUCAAAAAUAAAGAAUGUUUCAACAUCAGAGGAAUUGUUAGAAGAAAUAGAAUCUGAGCUCUUGUCUACUGAGUUUGCAAAAGAACACCGAGUACCAAAUGGAAUGAAUAAGGGAGAAAAUGCAUUAAUUAUGUUUGAAAAAUGUGUGCAAGAUAAGUAUUUGCAGCAGGAGCAUACCAUAAAGAAGUUAAUUAAAGAAAAUAAGAAGCAUCAGGAACUCAUCUUAGACAUUUGUUCAGAAAAAGAUAAUUUAAGAGAAGAACUAAAAAAAAGAACAGAAACAGAGAAGCAGCAUAUGAACACAAUUAAACAGUUAGAGUUAAGAAUAGAGGAACUUAAUAAAGAAGUUCAAGCUUCCAAAGAUAAAGUAGUAACUCAAGACAUUGCAGCUAAAAAUGCAAUUCAGCAAUUACACAAAGAGAUGGCCCAUCGGAUGGAGCAGGCCAGCAAGAAAUGUGAAGAGGCACGCCAGGAAAAAGAAGCAAUGGUAAUGAAGUAUGUAAGAGGCGAGAAGGAAUCUUUAGACCUUCGAAAGGAAAAAGAGAUACUUGAAAAAAAACUUAGAGAUGCAAAUAAAGAAAAUGAGAAAAACACUAACAAAAUUAGGCAGCUUUCUCAGGAGAAAGGACGGUUGCACCAGCUGUAUGAAACAAAGGAAGGUGAAACUACUAGACUCAUCAGAGAAAUAGACAAAUUAAAGGAAGACAUCAACUCUCAAAUCAUUAAAGUAAAAUGGGCACAAAAUAAAUUAAAAGCAGAAAUGGAUUUACAUAAGGAAACCAAAGAUAAACUUAAAGAGACAACAACAAAAUUAACUCAAGCAAAGGAAGAAGCAGAUCAGAUUCGGAAAAAUUGUCAGGAUAUGAUAAAAACCUAUCAGGAGUCAGAAGAAAUUAAAUCAAAUGAGCUUGAUGCCAAGCUUCGAGUCACAAAAGGAGAACUUGAAAAACAAAUGCAAGAAAAAUCUGACCAGCUUGAAAUGCACCAUGCCAAAAUAAAGGAACUAGAAGAUCUGAAGAGGACAUUUAAGGAGGGCAUGGAUGAGCUACGAACACUGAGAACAAAGGUAAAAUGUCUAGAAGAUGAACGAUUAAGAACAGAGGAUGAAUUAUCGAAAUAUAAAGAAAUUAUUAAUCGCCAAAAAGCUGAAAUUCAGAAUUUAUUGGACAAAGUGAAAAUUGCAGAUCAGAUACAGGAGCAGCAUCAAAGAGGUAAACAAGAAAUUGAAAAUUUGAAGGAAGAAGUGGAAAGUCUUAAUUCUUUGAUUAAUGACCUACAAAAAGACAUCGAAGGCAGUAGAAAAAGAGAAUCUGAGCUACUGCUAUUUACAGAAAAGCUCACUAGUAAGAAUGCACAGCUUCAGUCUGAAUCCAAUUCUUUGCAGUCACAGUUUGAUAAACUUUCCUAUAGUGAAAGUCAGUUACAAAGCCAAUGUGAACACAUGAAACAGACCAAUAGUAAUUUGGAAAGUAGGUUGUUAAAAGAGGAAGAUCUGCGAAAAGAGGAAGUCCAGACCCUGCAAGCUGAACUCACCUGCAGCCAAACUGAAGUUAAAGCAUUGAAUACUCAGGUUGAAGAAUUAAAAGAUGAAUUAGUAACUCAAAGACGUAAACAUGCCUCUAGUGUCAAGGAUCUUACCAAACAACUUCAGCAAGCAAGAAGAAAGUUAGAUCAAGUGGAGAAUGGAAAUUAUGACAAAGAAGUCAGCAGCAUGGGAAGUCGUUCCAGUUCAUCAGGGUCCCUUAAUGCUCGAAGUAGUGCAGAAGAUCGAUCUCCAGAAAACACUGGGUCGUCAGUAGCUGUGGAUAACUUUCCAGAAGUAGACAAGGCCAUGUUGAUUGAGAGGAUAGUGAGGCUGCAAAAGGCACAUGCUCGGAAAAAUGAAAAGAUAGAAUUUAUGGAGGAUCACAUCAAACAAUUGGUGGAAGAAAUCAGGAAAAAAACAAAAAUCAUUCAGAGUUACAUUUUACGAGAAGAAUCAGGCACACUUUCUUCAGAAGCAUCUGAUUUUAAUAAAGUCCAUUUAAGUAGACGAGGUGGCAUCAUGGCCUCUUUAUACACAUCCCAUCCAGCUGAUAGUGGAUUAACAUUGGAACUCUCUUUAGAGAUCAACAGAAAGUUACAGGCUGUUUUGGAGGAUACAUUACUGAAAAAUAUUACUUUGAAGGAAAAUCUGCAGACCCUUGGAACAGAAAUAGAACGUCUUGUUAAACACCAGCAUGAACUGGAGCAGAGGACAAAGAAGAACUGACACAAAGCUCUUGUUCAGAAAACAGACAAAAGCCACACAAGGAGCAGGUGCCACUGCCUAGUAUCAUUGGAAGCUUUUCCCUGCUUUGUGUAUCAACCAGUAAAAAAAUCUGUUUUGCUUCCUCUGUAUAAAAGAGUACCUUUUACAAUAUAAAUGCAUUGCUGUGUAUACUGUAAAAGUGUAAGCUUUGACGAAACUUGUUUUUGUGUGGUGACAGCCUGUUUUUAAGUCAGAAUAACUUAAUUUGCUAAUAAUCAUAUGAAGUGCUGAACCUUACUCCAAGGGCUUUUGAAAACCCCUUCUCCAUAUUUCUUCCCUUUAAAAUAUAUAAUGUCAAAAAUGAUUUUGUUUUCUAAAAUUAUGCAUGAAAGGACAGGUGUUGAUCAUUCAGUAAUAUGCUAUUUCUCCAACACAAAACUAAGACAGUGAUAAAAACUUUUGUUUUGACAUUCUGACAUGACACUUGCUUGUGUGUUAGGGAUCCCAAUGAAUUCUUAAAUGUUUUGGUUUUGAUGGAAGCUAAUAGGAAAGCUAGCUUUCGGUAAAUAGCAAUGAUCAGGUGUUGUAUGCCUCUGUCAGGUUUCCUUAUUUGUGCUAGUUACUUUUUUUUUCAGAUUCUAAUUGAGUUAAUAGUUGAGUUUUUAAAAAUCUUCUGUUGUGUAAAAUAUGAUUUUAAAUAAUCUCAUUUAGAAAAUUUCUCUGGACUUGAGUUACAUUUUAAAAUGUGAAAUGGAUUAGUCAUUAGUACAGAGAGAUUAAUAAUGAAUUCUUUGAAACUGAAAGACAUUAGUUUUACUAAUAUCAAGUAUAUAAAGAUCAAUUUAAUGCAUUUAUGAAGAACCAGUUCCCAAGAGAAUCCAGCAUAUGGCACUGUUAACCAUUUCAUCUGUGCACCACCGUUCAUUACUGUUGGUAUAAUUAUGCGUUAUAGUGGAGUGAUCUUACAGUUCGUAGAUGUAAUGUGUUUCAGUAUAUUUAUUUAAAACACAAAAUAAUUAAAUCUCUGUAACCAAAGGAAUUCUAGAGCCAAAUUUAUGUAUACUGUUAGAUUUUUACUAUAUUUAUUUAAGAUGUGCACUUAAAUUUGCCAGUCAUAAUAUCAGUAUUUCUAUAUCAUUGAAUUUUUUUCUCAUCUCUUAUAAUUUCUCACCUAUUACAAUUUGUGUGUGGUUUUUCACAUUUCUGUAUAUUCAGAUCAUUUCUAUACCUUCUAUAGAUACCUUGGCACUAUGCAGAUGUUGCAGCAAGCCUCAUUAUUGUUUUGGAUUUUUGCAUCCUUCUUUGUCCCCUUAGGAGAAGUGAGCUUUGGGAUGAUGGAUUAAAACCCUUUAAAGAAUUGUAUGGUUCUAAAAGUUGGGCUGGGUUUAUAUUGGCAAUGCCCCUGUAACGUGUUUUAACAUUUUUUAAAAUAUCAAUGUUGUUUUAAAAGAUCAUUUACUAAGGAUUAGAUGAUUCAAUGUAACAUCUUAUUUUUCUGUAUACUGAGUGGUAUGUUGUCAUCCCAGGCCAAAAUCUUUUCACUUCAAAAUGGAAAUAUAAGUUCAGAAACAUACUUAAAAUAGCUGUAAAAAGUUUUAGUCUUACCGUAAUGUAUCUUGUUAUCAGUAAUAAUGUAUCAAAAUGAAAUACAGUAAGUUCAAUCACAUCUGAACUAUUUUCCCAGUUGUUUUUGACAAUACUGUUGAUACUUCCAAAGAUUACUUAGAGUAGCCAACAUAACUAAAUUUUUACAGCUUCUUAUGUGAUUUAGAUUCAUACACUACAAUAUUUGUUUUUUCCUCCAAGACACAAAAUGUAUUGAUGGAGAUCAAAUAGUGGUCAGAUCCAUAGUGUUCUGUGUGUAUACACUUAAAAAAAAAAACUAUGUGCACACACACGUUUUUCAUAUAUGUAUAUUAUAUAUGAAAAUGAAACAUUUCAAUAUUAACAUCUGUGCCAGCAUUCAUUUAGAGAAGUUUGCUGGUAAAACAAUUUUAGAAGAAAGCUGUUAUAAACUAUCUUUGAUUUAUCGUUACCGCCCCCCCAUAAACGUAAGCAACUAUAGAAAACUUGAAGAAAAUGCUUUAUUUUCCUUUUGUGCUUUAGUUUCUACUAUAUCCUUUUGUACAUAGAUCAGGACUAAGCAAAGUGUGUACAAAAAUAUGAAUUUAUCAGAUCCCUAAACUGACUCACAAGCAGAUUCUGAUAUAAGCUUUUAGAGUGCCUAUUAACUAUAUUGAAUAUAUGGAGAGAAAAAUGGGGUGUCUAGAAAAGGAAAAUGGUCUGGCUAAACUUGAGGUCUGGGGGAAAUUUUGUUUUGUGUGUUCAUUCUUGAACACAUCAAAGGCUCUUUUGGUUAGUUAGCACUAUUUCGGUUUCUUUGAGCAGGAAAUCUUUUUUUUCUGUGUGUAUAUAUUUGUGUGUACACCUAACUAGAUUUUAAUUUCAAAGUGAAUACUUACUGUGACUCUUUUUCCCACACCACUUCAAACUUUAGCCUAAGUUUUAAGGGUUGAAAAUGGGCUUGGGCAGAAUGAAUUUGAACUUCAGUGUUUUAUUUUUAAACUUACUCUUCAUAACCAUUUAAAGCAAUUUAUCUUGAAAUUAAAUUUUAUCAGGCUACCAACAUCUUACUUAUUCAUGUAAUGAACACAUUUUUUUUUGAAAACCUGUAAUUGCCAGGCACCACACAAGUUAGGUAUCAUCAUUAUACUGGUGGACAGACCAGACAGGGCAGUUCCUGUCCUCAUGGAGCUUAUGGUCUAGUGAAAACAGCCGAGAGGAAGUGGAAGCAGAGGCUCUUUGAGCCUCUGCAGCUCGCUGCCAGCCCCUGUCGGAAGAAAGUUAGUUCACUCGUGGAAGCAGUUCACCCAGAAGUCUUACUCUGGCCUAAAGCUUUGGGAAAUGAAUCCUUGCUGAGGUAGGCUGAGAGCAGAUUGCCAUUUUCAUGCUGGUUCUUUACAGUUCCUAACUUUUUUUCACAGUUUGAUGUUUGUUUUUUAAGAAGAAGGAAAAAAUCCAAAGACUGUAAAAUGGCAUUCGAUUUUUGCCAUUUUAGUAAAUUAUUAUUGUCUACUUGAUGCUCCUAUAAGAUGAAUCUAAUCAACUUUUCAUGUAUAUUUCCAAAUUUUGUUUUGUAGUAUAUUAUUUUCUAAAGAUUUUUACCUAGAAUUUUAGACCAAGAUUUACCAGUAGAAGGAAAAAAGCAUUAGAAACCAUUAAUAUUGUAAAUGUUAUAUAUGCUACCUUGGUGAAAAUAUUUUUAUCAAUCAUGUUAUUCAGUAUUGUUAAUUUGCCUUAUAAAUGUUAGUUCUAGUAGUUUAUCUUCCAAUACCUUUUUAAAACAAUUCUUUUUGGACACUGAGAUUGUUCAUUUUUAACACCAGUAGGUGGCACUAGAAAUGUGAAGGUUUUCAAGGCUGAACAGGAGAAGAUAAUCAAAAAAAAGAAUCCAAACAAAGAAUUUUCAGUAAAAUAAAUGAGAAAUAUAAUUGUAUAUUAAAGAUGUAUUUUUUCUUCUGGAAUGAAGUUCUUUUUUAAAAUGCAUAUGGCUUUCCAUUUUGACUAUAUGAAACUUGUUAUCUUCCAAAGUUCAUAUAUAUAUAUAUGUGUGUGUGUGUGUAUGCACUGUACAGAUAAUCUUUAGUUUGAUUACACUGUUCAUUUUGUAAAUAUGUUUCUGUAUAAAAUGAAGCUUUUUGAGAUAAUUUUAUGUAUAUAUUGUACUUAUUAAAUAGGUAAUGCCUGUUUACCAAA